Protopolystoma xenopodis is the source of this 345-nucleotide messenger RNA. The record is from the annotation of a GenBank genome assembly. NCBI's taxonomy places the organism in Eukaryota, Metazoa, Platyhelminthes, Monogenea, Polystomatidea, Polystomatidae.
AUGUUGGAUUGCUACGAUUCUUAUGUUCUGGAGGAAGACAAGAUGGGUAUGACGGUAACAAGCGGAAGUGUUGCAUUAAAAAAAGACACUCAAAAUCUGAUUGGAGUGAGCAUUGGAGGUGGUGCCCCUUACUGUCCAUGCCUCUAUGUUGUCCAGCUUUUUGAUAACACUCCAGCCGCCCUGGAUGGCAACAUUCAGUCGGGUGACGAGAUCACUGGUGUCAAUGGAGUCUCUGUGAAGGGCAAGAGUAAAGUGGAAGUGGCCAGGAUGAUACAGAGCCAUCCGGUAAAGGGCUUAUUUUUGAAUUACGUUUGUCCAUCAAACAACUAUUCCUCAGUUCGUUGA